Messenger RNA from Belonocnema kinseyi, 4205 nucleotides. Its product is annotated as oxysterol-binding protein-related protein 9. Bases 15 to 2138 code for a protein of 707 amino acids. Gene Ontology annotation, cellular component: membrane; intracellular membrane-bounded organelle; cytosol. The record is from RefSeq and is a predicted model, not a curated record. The transcript has 13 exons. Gene Ontology annotation, molecular function: sterol binding. NCBI's taxonomy places the organism in Eukaryota, Metazoa, Arthropoda, Insecta, Hymenoptera, Cynipidae.
GAUUGUUCGCAAAAAUGUCGACAAUGGAAGGAUCGCUUAGUAAAUGGACAAAUGUCGUUAAUGGCUGGCAAUACAGAUGGUUUGUCUUGGACGACAAUGCUGGCCUUUUAUCAUAUUACACGAGUAAAGAAAAGAUGAUGCGUGGAGCACGCCGAGGUUGUGUCAGGCUGAGAGGUGCAGUAAUUGGAAUCCACGAUGAAGACGAUAGCACGUUCACUAUCACCACAUCGUCACAGAAAGACGAUCCGAAAACUUUUCAUUUCCAAACGCGAGACGGUGAAGAACGUGAACGUUGGGUUCGCGCUUUGGAGGACACAAUAUUGAGACACUCACAUGCCCGUUGGGAUCCUAAUAAGUCACCUCCCAAGAAAAAUUUCGAUCAAAAAGUAGCGGAGGCGGAUGCGUAUCUGCAACUGUUGAUCGAUCAGAUUAAGUUGAUCGAACAAAAGCAGCAGACAGUAUCAGAAGGAGAUGAGGCCAAUGAAGAGGAAAUCUUGAAAGCAGCGAAUGCCAUGCUUAAUUCUGUUAAGCAUACAAUCGUCCAACUACAGAUUGCAAAGAACACAGUUAUACCUGUAAAUGGAAUCUAUACGGGCCGUUCUGAACCCAUUCCUUCGGAUUUGAAACUCGGCGAACCUGAAUCGUCGGUCCAAACUGGAAUAGAAUUCGGUUCAGAAUGUUUAGAGACAAGAGUUUCCAGUUUAAUAAAUGUUGUAGGGAGAGAUCUUCCAGUACCGGAAUUUUCCUAUUCUUCGUCGGACGAAGACGAAGAUUAUUACGAUGCAGCGGAUGAAAUUUCAGCUCCCUCUUCUCAGACUGCACAAAAUCAUCACCCCUCCAAACGACGAGACCUUGAUAGAAUUCAAUCGUCAGAAAGCACUCCUGUUGACAACCGGAAACCACCACCGGCACCUCCUAUCAAAAAUGAUGGAUCUGUAGAUUACGAUGCGUUGUACGAGGAAGAGAGCGAGGAGGAAAUGGAUUCCAUGGAAAGUCAUGGAUCAGUUGUUACACAUCUCUUGUCACAAGUGAAAAUCGGAAUGGAUUUAACAAAAGUUGCCCUUCCGACAUUCAUUCUGGAGCGCCGGUCACUUUUGGAGAUGUAUGCGGAUUACUUUACUCAUCCUGACCAGUUUGUAAGCAUAGCCGAUAUGCCAACUCCUAGAGAUAGAAUGGUGCAAGUAGUUCGGUGGUACCUUUGCAGUUUUCACGCUGGUCGUAAAUCUGGUGUUGCCAAAAAACCAUACAAUCCAGUUUUAGGGGAAGUUUUUCGAUGUCACUGGGACCUUAUGAACGAGAAGGAACAAGAUAAUUUAUCAAAACCUGGAGCCAAACUCGUGAAAGAAGGUCCCAUACCUUGGUGCACUGAAAAUCAACUUUCUUUCAUCGCUGAACAAGUGUCGCAUCAUCCUCCAGUAAGUGGAUUCUAUGCGGAACAUGUUGGAAAGAGAAUCAGUUUCGGUGCUCACGUGUGGACAAAAAGCAAAUUUUUAGGAUUAAGUAUAGGUGUACAUAAUGUAGGAAAAGGUUGGGUGACCGUGUUAGAUCACGGGGAAGAAUACGUCGUAACAUUUCCCAAUGGAUACGGACGAUCGAUUUUGACAGUUCCGUGGAUUGAAUUGGGUGGAACAACCACGAUAACUUGCGCUCAAACUGGAUUCAAUGCUACCGUAGAAUUUUUGACUAAACCAUUUUAUGGCGGAAAACGUAAUCGAAUUAGCUGCCAAGUGAAUCAACCAGCAGACAAGAAGCCUUUCCUUGUAAUUAAUGGAGAGUGGAAUGGAGUGAUGGAAGCAAAAUGGGCUGACGGGAGAACAGAAAUAUUUGCCGACGUUCGAGAUUUGAAAAUAGAAAAGAAGUUGGUGAAGCCUAUGUGCGAACAGGAAGAUUGUGAGUCCCGUAAAGUUUGGAGAGAAGUGACUAUGGGUUUAAGGAUUAAUGAUAUGGAUAAAGCAACGGCUGCUAAAUAUAGCAUCGAACAAAAACAACGAGACGAAGCAAGAAUUCGCAAGGAAGCCAACAUCGCGUGGCAAACCAAGUUAUUCAAAGAAACCAAAGAGGGCGGAUAUGCUUACGUAAAACCUCUCGCAGAUAGAUUGCUUGCCAAAACAGACGAAACGUCAGUGGCGAGUUCAUGAACAGGUAAUGAUGAAGUCGAUUGUAAUUCAUCAUUCGCACAGUAAUAAUAAAAACGAGCCUAAUUCCAUUUCGUCAUACGUGACUCUGUAAGCCUGUACAUAUUUAAAUAAUUGUUAACAAAAUUGCGUUUCAAAAUCUACAUCUAUCUUUAAUUAAUUAUUAUUAACCCUUAAUGAAAAAGAUACCAAGCACUAGUUUUAAUAUUGCUAACUCUCAAAAAAAAAAAAUUGUGCUAACUGAAAAAAUUGAUGAAACUAGUAAAUUGUAAAUUUAUGUAUACUGCGAGGGUUAAUAUUAAUUCAAACUUUUUUUAAACUAAAUUCUUUUUAUCCUAAUACAUAUUCUACGGAUGUUUCUUAUACAGUACAAUAAGUUUUCUGAUAAUCCUCCGUACUUCCAAGUACUAAUUUUGAUUUUGAUUUCAAUUUAAAGAUGAAGUUCGAUUCGAAUCCAAUUUCACAUUCGAAUUACAUUUAAUUGAAAACACUUAUGUCGUUCCAGCGAUUUUUUAAAUUUAUUACAUUUUUAUACGUAAUGAAUUGCAUAAGCGUGAAAUUUAAAUUAACUGCGAGUUUAUGUACAAACUUUAGAUUAGAGGCGUUAAAAUGUAAAAAUAAGUAUUCUAGUAGAAAGUAGAUGCAUCGUUUGUUACAUUACAUUAAUGUAAUAAAUAUAAGAGCGUUUGCAGUUUGCAAAAAAAAUUCAUAUUAAAUAGCCAUCUCACCUACAGUUCAAUUACUACUUAUUAUUUUCACUAGGAAUUUUAAUUUUCUGUGAGAUUAUUUACGUGACUGUAGUUGAUAUUUGCAAAGGUGACAGGGUAAGUGUUUAAUAAAUCAGAAAUUUCCGAAUUGCUUAAAUAAAUUUCGAGAACUGAGUGCCAAGUGAGAUUUUAGUAUGAAAAUCACUUUAGACAUUAGUUAUAAAAGCAAAUUUUAGUUACGCAAGACUAACUCUAAAUACUGAUUAUAGUUGUAGAUUUUCUUCUGAAAAAAUCCUGUAAAUAAGAUGGAUUAUUAUAGUUUAAUAUUUUUUAUAUUCUAGUAUUUAAUUCAGAUUAAUUGCUUUCUUCUCUCAAUUUUUAAAUAAUUGGUAGUAAUGCUUCGAACUCUUGAUAUUAACUGCAAAGUAGAAGCGAUAGAAAGUUUAAAAAAGCUUUUAAUCCCUAGAUAUAAAAUAUUCAAAUUGUACAAUCAUUUCAGAAAAAUAGAAAGAGUGGGGCCGAGUUUGAUUUCUAGAUUCUUUUAUUGUUGAAAGAGAUAAUAUUUUGAGUAUGUCAAAUCUUUAAUGAGUGGGUGACAUUUUUUACUUGUAAUUCAAAUACAAUAAAACAUUCUAAAGUUGAUUCUGAUAAAAAGCAGAAAUUAAGCUUGUUAAAGAAUUAGUCUGUACAGGGCUUAAGAGUGCACGUAUAUAAGUGGCCUUUAAAAACUGAACCUGAAAAUAAAAGCAAUAAUAUUAAGGCUACCAACCGUAUAUCGUUCAGAAAGGCGUAGUACUUGAAAAUUGUUGUAAAUUUAGAGAAGCAAGUGAGGAUGGUAUAUUUUUAUUUAAUAGCUUGUGCUGCAUGUGUCAGAAUUUAAAUUUGUAGAAUUGCCAAAAUCAGGGAAAAAUAUUUGAUGUUGAGAAAAAUCUAUCAAUAACUUAUGAUGCGCAAAACAUCGAAAGUAUAUUGGAAAAAAGUAUUUUAUUACUUUAUUUGAAUUUCGACUUGGGUUUGUAAUAAGGAUUCCAGAAAUACCUACUUCUUAACUUGCUUUAAAUUGUUUAAGUUUUAAAAAGGAAAAAAUUGUAAUUUGUUUUAUUUUAUCUGACUUUCAAAAUCGUGUUUCGCGGAAUAGUGAUACUUGAAGAAGUACUCGGCACAUUUAAUUAAAAUGUAGCAAACCUGUACAGAAAAAUUGUGGACAUUGUUGAAAAAUGUAAAUGUAGGUACCUGUAGUUUUUUGUCAAAAAGUAGAUUUGAAGGAAACCUUAUGUUUCCUUUAGGACAUUAGUCUUACAUUUUAAGUGAAGUUAAACUGCAUAGAACUAUUGCAUGAUGAAUGGUAUAAAGAAAGCUGUUA